UUUUCAACACAUUCCUUCACAUCACAAGAACCAUAACAAUUUAUCUCUCUCUCUCUAUAUAUCCACAAUGGCUCCUAAUUCUUCUACUCAUAAUGGGUUUUAUGUUCUUAUGAUAGUGAUUAGCACUAUGGUUGCUAACUGUGCUGGUAGCUUCUACCAAGACUUUGAUCUAACUUGGGGUGAUCACCGUGCUAAGAUAUUCAAUGGUGGUCAGCUUCUAUCUCUUUCCCUUGACAAAGUCUCUGGCUCUGGCUUCAAAUCAAAGAAAGAAUAUCUCUUUGGGAGGAUUGAUAUGCAGCUCAAGCUAGUUGCUGGCAACUCUGCUGGCACUGUCACUGCUUACUACUUGUCAUCCCAGGGACCAACACACGAUGAGAUUGAUUUUGAGUUUUUGGGAAACCUAAGUGGGGACCCCUAUAUUCUCCACACAAACAUCUUCACCCAAGGCAAAGGUAACAGAGAGCAACAGUUCUACCUUUGGUUCGACCCCACCAGAAACUUCCACACUUACUCUAUCAUUUGGAAGCCCCAGCACAUCAUAUUCUUGGUUGAUAACACACCCAUAAGGGUAUUCAAGAAUGCUGAAUCUGUAGGUGUUCCUUUUCCAAAGAACCAACCAAUGAGAAUCUAUUCCAGCCUGUGGAAUGCUGAUGACUGGGCCACCAGAGGAGGAUUGGUGAAAACUGAUUGGUCGAAAGCACCCUUUACAGCAUACUACCGCAAUUUCAAAGCCACUGGCUUGUCACCUAAGUCUUCCAUUUCAAAUUCUGGUGCUGCAUGGGAGGCUAACGAGCUUGAUGCUUAUGGCAGAAGAAGACUGAGAUGGGUUCAGAAGUACUUUAUGAUCUAUAACUACUGCAAUGAUCUCAAGCGAUUCCCACAAGGUGUUCCUGCUGAGUGUAGACACUAGACGCUCAAGGUUCUGAGAGAUUAAGAAUAUGUCACUUUUCUGAGUUGGAUUUUAAUGGUCUUUGUAACAUAUGCUAUGUUUAUGUCUUAGAUUCUUUAAUCACUUCUGUCUUUUUUUUUUGCUUUUUAAGUAUCUGUUUUAUAGUUUGCUAAUGUAUAUUAAGGGUUCAUAAUAAUAAAUCAAAUUCUUUGUACCACUUUGCUUGCCUGUAUGGACAGUUGCAUGAUCUCAAUGUCUCAUCCUCAUCCAGUCUGUGAAAUUGAUCAUGUUGGAAUCAAUUUCUAUUUGUUCAUAUAAUAAAAUGUUGUAGCCAAGUUUAAUA
Messenger RNA from Cajanus cajan (pigeon pea), 1232 nucleotides. RefSeq names its product xyloglucan endotransglucosylase/hydrolase 2. Gene Ontology annotation, biological process: cell wall biogenesis; xyloglucan metabolic process. Gene Ontology annotation, molecular function: hydrolase activity, hydrolyzing O-glycosyl compounds; xyloglucan:xyloglucosyl transferase activity. NCBI's taxonomy places the organism in Eukaryota, Viridiplantae, Streptophyta, Magnoliopsida, Fabales, Fabaceae. Gene Ontology annotation, cellular component: cell wall; apoplast. The record is from RefSeq and is a predicted model, not a curated record.